AUGAAUCUUUUAAUUUGUGUCCUACUGUUCUUCGCUUGCACAACUAGCUGUUUAAAUACAAACCAAACUGAUGGGUCUUCUACUAAAGGACGUAAGAACCUUGAAUCAAUGGAGACCAAACUGGAGUAUUUUAGAAGACGUGUACUCAUCAUCAUAAUUGGUACUAUGAUCAUGGUUUUUGGCUUCGGCUGUUUUUGCUUCAUCUAUUACAACUGCUCGAGCGAUGAAGCAGCAAUGGUCCCAAAGGAAGGUGUAGCGGCCAAGACUUCCAGGUCAUCCAAAAUACCACUCAAUGGAUCAAAGACAGCCAGCCCGUGCGUUUCAGAAAAACAAUCCGUGAUAUUAGAUAUAGAAAAGUUAUCUAGACCCUCCAGUCCAGAAAAGUCAUUCAUACCAUCCUGUCCAGAAAAUGUAAUCAGGCCCCCGAGUCCAGAAAUGUCAUCCGUACCACUUAACACAGAAAAGUUAAUCAGGCCAUCAAGUCAAGAAAAAUCAUCGAAGCCAUCGAGCCCCAAAACUGUAUUCAGUUCACCCCACGUAGAAAAGACACGGAGAACAUGCAGUCUAGAUAAGUUACACGAGCUAGCUGGUUCCCGUAAGCUGGUCAGUCAGGGCAGUUGGUCCUAUCCAAAUAUCGCAGUCAGGAAACCUUGCCCAGCCAGUCUACAAUGUCCAGUGCGACAAACCAAGCCACCUGGUCCACCGUGCCCACAAAAUCAAAUCUUGCUACUCAAGCCCACUGGUUUACCGAAAUUUACUGCAUCCUCCGAACAGCCUAAUGCAAAAAGCUCAGUCGGCACGGGUAUGGCCGACACGUUACCUAGACCUCCAUUAAUCAAGCCUUGUCAGUACCCCCAGGAACAAUUCCUUGUUCCCAUGAAUACUUCUGAAUCUUUGGCCAAUGAUAUUUCUGAGCCCAAGAAGACAGAUGCUCAAAACCUCCCUUUUCCACAUGAAGUGAAGCCUUUUUCCGAGUCCUUUCAGGACGUAGAUUCCAGAGACGAGGCACUGUAUGGCAACCUGACUGACAGUGAUGAGAUGACAUCUGACAGUGAUGAUGACAGUGAUGAGGAGAUAACCAUUAUUUGCAACGUGUAUCUCAAUGAACUCAUCCCUAAAAGGGCCCCAAAUAAUUAA
Messenger RNA from Rhinolophus ferrumequinum (greater horseshoe bat), 1137 nucleotides. RefSeq lists its product as uncharacterized. Bases 1 to 1137 code for a protein of 378 amino acids. The transcript has 3 exons. The record is from RefSeq and is a predicted model, not a curated record. Lineage: Eukaryota; Metazoa; Chordata; Mammalia; Chiroptera; Rhinolophidae.